This is a messenger RNA of Schistosoma curassoni, 5713 nucleotides long. NCBI's taxonomy places the organism in Eukaryota, Metazoa, Platyhelminthes, Trematoda, Strigeidida, Schistosomatidae. The record is from the annotation of a GenBank genome assembly.
CACGUGCAUCUAGAUUCAAGUGGUCCACUCCAAACUGUAGACUCUGACGGAGAGAGUUUACGUCUUCUUCAAUGGUGUUAAAAGAUCCUAAUAAAUUUGAUGACAUAGAUGUUAACAAAAAGCACCGCCCACGCGCCAGCGGUCGUAAAGCGCAGAAAAAAUGUCCACGAGAGUCAGCAAUAGCAAACAAUCCUAAGGCAUUUGCUGUCCAACACACAACUAAAGCAUCACGCCUAGUCCAACGUACGCUUGAUCAUCAGACUAAAAGACAUCAUUUAUUACAAUCCAAAUAUGUUUCGGCUGUUUCUCCACCAUAUGUAGUUGCAAUCGUCGGACCUCCGAAAUCAGGCAAAAGCACUCUUCUCCGUGGACUAAUAAAACACUUUGCACACCUAUCAGUCGGUGUCAUUAAAGGUCCGGUGACUGUAGUAGUCGGUAAAAAGGAAAGAUUUACUUUCAUUGAGUGUGGGUGUGAAAUUAACAGUAUGUUAGAUGCUGCAAAGAUCGCUGAUGUCGUUUUGUUACUCGUUAAUGUCCGUGCAGGACUGGAAAUGUAUCAUUUUGAAUUCAUCAAUAUGAUACAAGCUCAUGGAAUGCCGAGAGUUGUCCCUGUUUUGAAUCACUUAGAUACAUUUAAGGAUUCUAGCUCUUCUCGUGCACUUCGAAGAAAAAUUAAACAUCGCUUAUGGACCGAUCUUAACUCCAAAAUAUUUCUCCUCUCACGUUUUCAAGCAAAAAAAUUUCCCUCUCAUACACCAGAUAAACAAAAUGCAGGCGACACUCCAGGUGAUUAUUUGCUAAAUGAAGUCAGACGUUUGGCUCGGUUAAUAAUGGUCAAAACGCCUCGCCCUUCAGAUUGGCGUAGCUCUCAUCCUUACUUACUAAUUGAUCGAAUAGAAGAUGUAACGGACAACAAAACGUCCAACAACAUGAAUAAUGACCGUUGUAUAAGUUUGUACGGGUGGGUUCGUGGUGCCCCCUUACCACCAGCAUUGACAUCUCCUGGGAUACACAUUGCAGGACUUGGUGAUUUUGCUUUAGUUGAAUGCACUCAACAGCCUGAUCCCUGCCCAUUACCGGGUAUGUUCACUCAUUCUAACGGUACUGAUCCUGUGAAAACAACAAGACAUUUGUCUGAACGUGAUCGAAAAAUAUAUGCUCCAAUGUCGAGUCUUGGUGGUGUUCUGUUCGACCGGGACGCGACAUAUAUUGAUCUUGGAGGCAGCCACUAUCUAACUAAUCGUAAAUCUCGACAUGGAAAUAAUCAAACACAAAAUGUUAGCCAGUCUAUGUUAGAUGAAUUACAUGCAACUUUCAAUGAAGUUGGUGGGUUGGAUGAGCGAUUAAAUAAAACACAUAAGGUUCGUAUGGUCAGCAAUGCACCAUUUCUGUCUGCAGAAGAAAUAGCGGAUAAUCAUGAUGGUUUUCAUAAUCUAAACAAUUCGAUGAAUGAUGUUACAAUGGAAGAACCAAAUGAUAUGAACACUGACAAGUGUACUGAUGAAAUACGUGUAUUUUCAGAAGAGCCUAUUGCAGGAUUUCUUGUCCCGGCUGGAUUUCAGGAAAAUGGAAACGUCCAAAAGAAGAACCAAGAUCCGUCAGUGUCGAAAAGUGCACAUAUGCAAGUAAAACAAAUUUUAGAUGAUAUUGAAUGGAAAUCCACAACCGUAUCCUUAGUCAACUGGAACCGUAUUGUUUAUGGUAUAAAUAAUGAUGCAAAUGAAAAUCCCCUUAAAAGUUCUAACCAACCAAUCAUUGGAGAUCAUGAUUUUACUCUUUGUUCAAUUCAUAAAUCAACUGUAUUAUCAUGGGAGGAUUCAUCAUCUCAUAAUUUAAUUCGUAAUCUAUUUACCACUGGUCAUUGGGGUGAGAAUGAAGAUGCUCGAACACUAUUGGAAAAAGAUGCUAAAGCACGAGAAGAAUUAAAAAUGAAUGAGGCUAAAAAAUAUGCUGCCGCAUCUGGUAGUCGUGUACAGCAUACCUACCAUGGAAAGCAAUCAUUUUAUGAUAAUGAUUCAGAUGAUUUUGAAGGAGUGGAAAACAAUUCCGAUAACAGUGGUGAUGAUGAUGACGACGAUGUUAAUGAUAGUGAAUCGAAUAAUGAUGACGAUGUUUAUAAUCAGGAGUCAGACGAUGAAAAUAUUUUCCAUGAUUCAAACUCUGAGGACGAAAAUAAUCCAAGUAACAAUAAAGGUAUUGCAUCAAAGGACUUGGCAAAUUUGGAAAGUGAAUACGAUAAGAAUCUACUACGACCAACUAAACGACAGAAAUUAUUAGAGAAAAGACAACGUCAUAAAGCUUUAUUUAACCAACUCUAUGAGGAAGCUGGUGGUGGUCCUGAAGCUACUGCAUUCUAUGAUAAACUUGUUGCUACACGUGAAGCACAACAAGCAUUAAAUAGAGAAGUUUUAAAAAGUUUACCUGAAGAAGUUGUUAAUCGUUUAGAAGGUUUUCCACCUGGAGUUUAUGUUCGAAUUGAAAUUAGAGGUGUUCCACAACAAUUUCUGACACGAUUUGAUCCCUGUCAACCAUUAGUUGCUGGUGGCUUAUCCAGUGCUGAAGAAGCUUUCGGUUAUUUACAAAUUCGUUUUCGUACACAUCGUUGGCUUAAACGUGUUCUCCGUUCAAAUGAUCCAUUAACAGUAUCAAUUGGUUGGAGACGAUACCAAACUGUUACAGUAUUUUCACAAGAAGAGCAUAAUUUGCGUAAACGUUUCCUAAAAUAUUCACUACCACAUGAACAUUGUCUAGCAACUAUUUAUGGUCCAUUAGUACCACCAAAAACUGGAGUAAUUGCUUUUGUGAAUUCUUCUUGGCAGUCAAUUGAUGAUCCAAAAAAUCCACAUUUACCAGCUUUUCGUGUCGCUGGUACUGGCAGUGUUAUUGAUACUAAUCAAUCAUUUCAAAUCAUGAAAAAAUUGAAAUUAAUUGGUGAACCAUUCAAAAUUUUUUCAAAAACCGCAUUUAUUCGCGGUAUGUUUAAUAGUCCUUUAGAAGUGAGUAAAAUGAUUGGUUGUCGUAUACAAACUGCUUCGAAAAUACGAGGUUUAGUUAAAGCUGCAUUAACUAAUCCAUCAACAUCGAAACCUGGUGAUUUUCGUGCUACAUUUGAAGCACAAAUUAGGAAAGCUGAUAUAGUUUUCUUGAGAACAUUUUUCGCUGUUGAACUGCCCAAAUAUUAUAAUCCAGUUCUUAAUAGACUUUUACCUAUUGUUGGAGAAAAAGAUACAACUACUCCAGGUUGGCGCUUACUUCGUACAUUAGGUGAACUUAAAUGGGAAGCUGGUAUCAAAACAGAAUGUAAUCCAGAUUCACAGUAUAAAGUAAGUGUAGAAUCUGUCAACAGGUUCUAUUUAUUUUUUGUAUUACGCUAUACUACCUAUUUAUUAUUCAGUAGUUAAGCUGUGUCUGAACAUUUAUCCGGCUGUCGACAUAAGUAGUAAUUAAUACCAACCUGAAGUGGAAUAUAGGAACAAUAACGGGACGGAUUUGCAUGCAUAUAGCAUACGAUUCUCUUUAAACCUAGCGCACAACAAUAGCAUCAUGCACUGUACCAUCGCCUUUGGCAGAUCAGGCAACCACAAAGCUACGACAGGCUAGGUACUCCAGAAUGGCCAUCAGACAAAUCAAGAGCGGGAAAGCAGCAGGAUCCUAAAAUAUACCAGCUGAAGCACUGAAGUCAGACAUCGAAGUAACCACAAACAUGCUUCACCUUCUAUUCAAAAAGAUUUGGGAGGAGGAACAAGUGCCUAUAGACUGGAAAGAAGGACACCUCAUCAAGAUUCCAAAGAAAGGAGGUGUGAGCAAAUGUGAAAACUACAGAGGCAUUACACUACUGUCCAUACCAGGGAAAGUCUUUAACAGAGUGUUGCUGAACUGGAUGAAAGACGCAGUAGACGUCCAACUUCGAGAUCGACAAGCUGGAUUCCGUAGGGAUCGGUCGUGCACAGACCAAAUCGCGACACUACGGAUCAUCGUCGAACAAUCAGUUGAGUGGAACUCAACACUGUACAUCAACUUCAUUGAUUAUGAAAAUGCAUUUGACAGUGUAGAUAGGAGGACAUUAUGGAAACUUCUUCGACACUACGGAGUUCCUGAGAAGAUUGUUAAUAUUGUCCGGAACUCAUACAACGGACUACAGUGCAAGGUCGUGCAUGGAGGACAGCUGACAGAUGCAUUCCAAGUAAGGACCGGAGUCAGACAAGGCUGUUUACUCUCUCCCUUCCUUUUUCUUCUGGUGGUCGACUGAAUUAUGAAGACCUCGACAUCUGAGGGAAAACACGGGAUACAAUGGACAGCUCAGAAUCAAUUAAACGAUUUGGACUUCGCGGAUGACCUGGCCCUCCUAUCACAUACCUGGGUAGCAUCAUCGAUGAACAAGGAGGUUCAGAUGCAGACGUAAAAGCAAGGAUUGGCAAAGCAAGGGUCACAUUCCUUCAAUUGAAGAACAUAUGGAACUCAAAACAACUUUCAACCAAUAUCAAAGUGAGAAUCUUCAAUACGAACGUCAAGGCAGUUCUACUGUACGGAGAUGAAACAUGGAGAACUACAACAACCACCAUCAAGAAGGUACAAGUAUUUAUAAAUAGCUCUCUACGCAGAAUACUCAACAUCCUUUGGCCGGAUACCAUCACCAACAGCCUUCUGUGGGAGAGAACAAACCAACUUUCAGCUGAAGAGGAAAUUAGGAAAAGACGAUGGAAAUGGAUAGGACAUACAUUACGCAAAUCGUCAAACUGCAUCACGAGGCAAGUCCAAAUUGGAAUCCUGAAGGGAAGUGGAGAAGAGGAAGGCCAAAGAACACACGUCGGGAACUAGAUGCAGAUAUGGAAAGGAUGGAUGACAACUGGAAGGAAUUGGAAAGGAUUGCCCAGGACAGGGUUGGAUGGAGAAUGCUGGUGAGCGGCCUAUGCUCAUUCACGAGGAGUAACAGGAGUAAGUAAGUAAGUAAGGAAGUGGAAAACCUGGCAGCAGAAGGCUAUGAAGGUCGACUUAAAUAAACAGAAACAGAAUUAAAAAGGAAUUGUUAAUUGGUAGAAUCAUAGAGAAUAUGAAGGAUAAAUGAUGGACGUUUGUAAAUAAAGUAUUCAAUAUUUGGUUCUCAUAUUUCACCAAGAGAUUCUGUAAUAUUGUAUUGGAAUACAUUUAGUUGUUUCCACUUGUAUCCUCGUUCACAACAAAGUACUAACAUUAUCACUGGUAAUUUAAAAUGUUAAGCAUUAGUAAAACGAUUAAUGAAGAGAGAAUAAGUUCAUGGAAUAAAAAGUGUAAGUAUUUUAAGAUCUGCUCUAUUGCGAACAAGCUCCCAUACACUUUUAUUCUUAUGAGAAUCUCAGUUCAACCUAUAGUCAUACACUUAAAGUAUAGGAAUUUUAAUCAAUACUGCCCUUAUCGUGAUAAUUACAUGUAAAGAUCUGUAUUUAUCAUUAAUAUUAUUAUUACUAUUAUUUCUAUAUGCAGCCUAUAAAUCGUCCAGUACACAUUACAGCACCUUUACGUAUACCAACCAAACUGGCCGCAGCACUUCCAUUUGCGUAUAAACCUAAGCCAUCACGUAAAGAAGCAUUAGCUAUGCUUGGUGGAGAUCCUGUAAAAGCUGCUUUAAAUGCUGAAAUACCUGCUCCAGUUAAAACUGCUGAUGAAAUGGAAUCUGAAUCAAGACAAGAAUUAAUUAUGCGCCUACGUCAAUUACACUCAGAUUUUAUGCAACGUC